GCCUCUGCCUCCGCUGCCGCGCCCAAGCCAGCCGCGACGUUCAGUUCCUUCAUCAACAAGAAUACGACGGGCAAGAAGUUUGCGCCCAAGGCUGCGCGCAGAAGACCAGGCGCCGCCGCUGUCCCCGCUGCCCCAGCCUCUACGCCUGCGUCGUCUGCGCCAGAGACUCCUGCAUCCACUGCCGUGCCCCAAACUUCGCAGCCUGAGCCCGAGUCCUCCAAUGCACCAUCCGUGUCCUCCAAUGCACCUGCCGAGUUCUCGACCCCUGCCCAGCUACCUACUCCGCUUGCGACCCAGGAGCCUGCAGUGGAACCGCCACCUGCCCCUGCGCCCGCGCCUGUAGUGACCGCCGCUGCAAGCCCACGUCUCCAGUCACAAGCCGACAGUAAUUCCCAUGCUGCUGUACAGCCUCUGACAGCCCAAGGCCUAACUACCCAGUACCUGGAAGACGACAUCCACGCCGGCAGAUCGCCCAAGAGACGGCGCAUAGAACCACCCGCCACACCAAGUCAACACGAGAGCGAACAAGGCCCACAGCAACAGUCAGCGCUUGGAACCGCCGUUCCUGUCGAUGCGCCCCCCGCCGCCGCCGCAUCUCAGGAAGAAGAGCCACUGACCGCCGACAAUGCACGACACCCCAGUGACCCACAGGCUCUUCCACAGCCGCGAAAGAGGAGGAAGUUGCCUUGGGUAGCGGUUAAUCACCCUGCCGAGGGCGAUGAAGAAGCGGCUGCUGCUGCACCCGGCCAAAAGCCUCGUCCACGCGCAAAGAAGAAGACGACCGAGCCUGCCACACAGGACGGCGAAGAUGCUGCAGCUCCGCCAAAGAAAGCGAGGAAACCCAGGAAGCCAAAGGUUGCAUUGAGCAGCGAAGUGGUUGAAGGGCUCGAAAACGAAGUAGGACGCAUUGCCGACGAGAUUGUAGCGGCUGCCGUAAAACGCAAGCCCAAGCCCCGAAGAAGACGACAGGCGACUCCAGAGGGUGAAGAAAUUGACGGAAUUGAGGGUGAAGACGGCACGAGAAAAGAAAAGAAACGAAAGGGGCGACCGCCGCGCGAAGCUACCCCAUCAGACGCAGAAGACCGGGUCAUUGACCCCGACAACACUUACAUGGACUCCCUUGCCGCUCAUUCAGUCCGCUGGGGAAAGUUGUCUGCCAGGGAGAAGGAAAUGCGCACGAUUGAUUGGGAAGCAGUCAAAAAGCGUCGCAGAGAGGAAGAUUCAAGGCCCAUCUUCUCCAAAGCAGAACAGGAAGCCGCCGACAGGGCUUUAGCUGAGGCAGGAGCAGAGCUCGCUGCGCAAGCCGAGCGAGGUCCUCAACUUCGACUCAACGCGGAUGGCGUCAUGGAGCUAGUACCCGACUCUGGGACCAUCGACCGAGAGGGUGACGCGGAAAAGGAGCUGGAUGCAAUGAUUGUCACUGAAGACCAGGACAUCACAGCCCGUAUAACGACUCGUAGCUUUAUGAAGAACAACAAGCGCCAUCCCAAUGAGUUUCUCUUGCCAGGGCAAGGACGUCGCUGGAACAGCGAGCUUACAGAACUCUUCUACCAAGGUCUCAGGUCUUUUGGCACAGAUUUUCAGAUGAUAUCCCAGAUGUUCCCAGGCUUCACCCGACGCUCCAUCAAAACAAAGUUCACUCGCGAAGAGCGCGAAAAUCCCGAAGGCGUCAAGGCAGCACUGCAAGGUCGUAGUGAACUUACCAAUGGCGGCUGGGGUGUUUUCCUUGAGAAAUCGAACAAGACAGAAGAAUCGUUUGCGGAUGCUGAUGAGAUUAAGCGACAGAUGGCUGCGAAAGAAGCCGAAUUCAGGGAGCGCAUAGCAGCCGCGAAGGUCGAGGCUCAGGAAAGAAAACGGCAGAGAGAACUGGCUGGCAUUGACGAAGAUGGAAAUCCCUUGGGCGACGGAUCCGGGAAUAAGGAGAAGGGAAAGAAAAAGAGAGGUAAGAACAAGCAAGUCACGUUCCAAGAGGAGCAGGGCGUGGAGAUUGUGGGACUAGUGGGCGACGACGAUACCUGGGGUCAGGAGUAG
Exserohilum turcica Et28A is the source of this 2031-nucleotide messenger RNA. RefSeq lists its product as uncharacterized. The record is from RefSeq and is a predicted model, not a curated record. The transcript is spliced from 2 exons. The annotation marks the transcript as partial. Gene Ontology annotation, biological process: RNA polymerase III preinitiation complex assembly. Gene Ontology annotation, cellular component: transcription factor TFIIIB complex. NCBI's taxonomy places the organism in Eukaryota, Fungi, Ascomycota, Dothideomycetes, Pleosporales, Pleosporaceae. Gene Ontology annotation, molecular function: TFIIIC-class transcription factor complex binding.